AUGCCCGUCCAAGUCGUCGAGUCGCUCGAAAAGUUCAGGGAGAUCAGAUCGCCUGACUCAUCCGUUUUUCCCCUCGCCCCGCCCAUCGCGCACGAUCCACAGAUCAACGGCGACCGGGUGGCCAUCUUUGACUUCUGGGCGACGUGGUGUGGCCCCUGCCGGCUCAUCUCGCCCGUUUUCGAGAGGCUCGCGGACCAAUUCCCCAAUGCAGACUUUUACAAAGUCGAUGUCGACGACCAGGGUGAGAUCGCGCAGGAAGUCGGUGUCCGUGCGAUGCCCACGUUCAUAGCAUUUAAAAAUGGCGAGAAAGUGAAAGACCUCGUCGGCGCAAACCUCGGCGGUCUCCAGGACAUGAUCAAGAGCGUGGCGGUUUGA
Molecule: messenger RNA, 375 nt
Organism: Fibroporia radiculosa
Lineage: Eukaryota; Fungi; Basidiomycota; Agaricomycetes; Polyporales; Fibroporiaceae
Exons: 4
Coding region: 1-375 (124 amino acids)
Molecular function (GO): protein-disulfide reductase activity
Source: RefSeq, a predicted model, not a curated record